Messenger RNA from Amborella trichopoda, 1542 nucleotides. RefSeq lists its product as uncharacterized. Gene Ontology annotation, molecular function: RNA-DNA hybrid ribonuclease activity; nucleic acid binding. NCBI's taxonomy places the organism in Eukaryota, Viridiplantae, Streptophyta, Magnoliopsida, Amborellales, Amborellaceae. The record is from RefSeq and is a predicted model, not a curated record.
AUGGGGGUGAUGUUAGGGCAAUAUAAUGACCAAGGAAAAGAGAAGACCAUCUAUUGCAUCAGUAAGACAUUGGUUGACUAUGAAAUACGAUACUUGGAUGUGGAAAAACAUUGUCUAACCUUAGUGUGGGCAACUCAAAAGUUGAGGCUUUAUGUGCUUUCUCAUACCAUCAAGCUGAUAUCCAAGAUGGAUCCACUCAAGUACCUGCUAGAAAGACAUGUUCUAAAUAAACAAUUAGCCAAAUGGAGAAUGCUCCUAAGAGAAUUUGAUAUUGAAUAUGUUACUCAUAAAUCAGUCAAGGGGCAAGCAAUUGCCGAUCACUUAGCUAAGCAUGCCUUACCUGACUGCGUCCCCAUCAAAAAGGAUUUCCUUGAUGAGGACCUCUUUGUCACUAAGGAUCUCACUUGGGAGUUAUACUUUGACGGGGCUAGGAAUGAAUUCGGCAAUUGUUUCACAGUCAUCCUAUGCUCUCCAGAGAAAAUAAUGUUUCCAACUGCUAUAAGGCUCAAUUUUCCUUGUACAAGCAACAUUGCAGAAUAUGAAUCCUCAAUAGCUGGUCUCGAGAAUGCCCGUGAACUCCAAAGUGAACAAUUACGGGUCGUGGGUAACUCUUUUCUUAUAAUAAAUCAAAUCAACAGAGAAUGGAAGGUUAGAGACAAAAAGCUCCAGCUCUACCAGGACUUAGUUGCAAAGUCGUCAAAAUGCUUCAAAAGAGUAACCUUUCAAUAUGUGACUCGAGAAAACAACUGGUUCGCCGAUACCUUGGCUACUCUCGCACCAAUGGUAAACAUUCCUCCCCAAAUGAGUGUUCAACCAUUCUACAUUAGACACAAGAGUAAUCUUUCUCCUCCCAAGAUGGAUUCAGAAAAAGAAGAUCAAGAAUCAGAGAGGGAAGAAGAAAUGUUCACCCUCGGGGCCAACCAGAUAGUCAAAACUAAGCCCUGGAAUCAUGAUGUAUCAGUCUUACUCAAAGAUAGAACGUAUCCAGAAGGAGCCUCAAAGAGAGACAGGGAUACCUUAAGAAGAUUCUCAAUCAACUGUUUGAUCGAAGACGACAUCAUUUACAAGAAGUCCUUUGAAGGAAUCCUCCUAAGGUGUAUUGACCAACCAGAAGUCAACAUGGUACUUAACGAACUACACAACGAAAGAGGACACGUAGAGGCAACACUCUUAGCUCAUAAAGUCAGAAGACAAGGAUCCUAUUGGACUACUAUAGCGGAAGACUGUUGGAAAUAUGUAAAUAGAUGUCCUAAAUGUCAAGUUUAUGGGGAUCUCAUACAUGCCCCUUCCAUGCCACUCAAUUCAACAUCUCUACAAGAGCUAAAAGAAAUCAAACCCCUAAAUAUUCUAAGGGGACCACCUUGGCCACUUUCACUGGAUUUUCUGAAUAACCAGCCUAUAUGGGAUGAAGAACUAAACAUUAAAGAUAAAAUCAUAUUAUUCCCUAAAGAGAAAAGAUCCAAAGAAAAUGAUAGGGGCAGAGGCAUGAUUCCACUACGUGGAGCACCCACAUUCAAAGAAAAGAAGAAGAUCCAACAGUAG